Elaeis guineensis (African oil palm) is the source of this 719-nucleotide messenger RNA. Its product is annotated as membrane protein PM19L. NCBI's taxonomy places the organism in Eukaryota, Viridiplantae, Streptophyta, Magnoliopsida, Arecales, Arecaceae. The record is from RefSeq and is a predicted model, not a curated record.
AUACUUGGUUCUUUAAAACACAUUCAGGCUACACUUACCACCUUCUACCAUGGCCUCUGAGGGGCCAGCAGCUCUUGCAUCCAUCCUCCUCUUUCUCAACCUCAUAAUGUAUAUUAUUGUCGCAGCCAUUGCUGGUUGGGCCCUUAACUAUAGCAUCGAUGAGACUCCUUAUGCAGUGUUAAACUUGCCGGUACCAAUUAGACUGUUUCCAAUAUAUGAUCCGAUUGGAAACCUGGCAACUGGAUUUUUUGUGAUCUUUGCACUCAUUGCUGGAGUUGUGGGGAUUGCUACUUCGCUCUCUGGCUUACGAGAUGUCCUCGAAGGGAGUCCGGCUAGCUUAUUAUCAGCCGCAGCCUCUUCUAUAAUUACUUGGGCCCUCACUCUUCUAGCCAUGGGGUUGGCAUGCAAAGAGAUUAGCAUAAGCUUAAGGCCUCCAAACUUGAGAACACUGGAGGCACUGACCAUCAUCUUGAGUGGCACACAACUGCUGUGCGCAGGGGCUCUUAAUGCUGGAGCAACAGCCACCACCGCGCAGGAGCGCUUCACAGGACGACGCUAAGACCAUGAAAAUCAUUUCUGCUAUAUAAUCUAUUUCUCCAUAUUCCCUAUGUUUAAAUUACUUAGAGCUAUCUUCAUCCAUCAGUUUCAUGUUCCACAUUUUUCUGUAAUUCUUGGAGAUGACAAGACAUCAGUAAAUAAAAAUUUAUAGAGUUUAUGAA